AAGCACGCACUGCUCUCAAAACAAAUUAAGCUCAACAAACUUAAAUAUCAAAAACAAGGAGGAGGAGGCUGAAGAAGCUGUGAAUCAUAAGAAGCUCAAGCCAUGGUUUCUGUGACAAAACCACCAUCAUCUCACCUACUAUACUCAACUUCACAGUCUCUUCCCCGCCUCUCUCCUUUCCAAUUAUGUGUCUUUGACACCAAAACGCUCGUCUCAUUCCCCAGCACUCACAGCAGUAAGAAGAAACAUGGUGCUGGUGCAGCUGUCAAGUGCAUGGCUGUGAGCACAGCCUCAGAGGCAGAGACAAAGAAGAAGAGUAAGUUUGAGAUUCAAACGCUCACUGGUUGGCUGUUGAAGCAGGAACAAGCGGGUGCCAUUGAUGCUGAACUCACUAUUGUUCUUUCUAGCAUUUCAAUGGCAUGCAAGCAGAUUGCUUCUUUGGUGCAGAGAGCUGGCAUUUCUAACUUAACUGGCGUUCAAGGUGCUGUUAAUGUUCAAGGGGAGGACCAGAAGAAGCUUGACGUUGUCUCUAAUGAGGUGUUCUCUAACUGCUUGAGGUCAAGUGGGCGGACAGGGAUCAUAGCAUCAGAAGAAGAGGACGUACCAGUUGCAGUUGAAGAAAGUUACUCUGGAAACUAUAUAGUUGUUUUUGACCCACUUGAUGGGUCAUCAAACAUUGAUGCUGCUGUGUCCACUGGAUCCAUCUUUGGUAUAUACAGCCCAAAUGAUGAGUGCCUAGCUGACAUUGGUGACGGUACCACUCUUGACAAUGCAGAACAGAGAUGUGUUGUGAAUGUGUGCCAGCCAGGAAGCAACCUUCUUGCGGCUGGCUACUGCAUGUAUUCAAGCUCAGUGAUUUUUGUCAUCACAAUUGGAACAGGAGUGUUUGCCUUCACCUUGGAUCCAAUGUAUGGGGAAUUUGUCUUAACUCAAGAGAAAAUCCAGAUACCCAAGGCUGGAAAAAUCUACGCAUUUAAUGAAGGAAACUACCAAUUGUGGGAUGAUAAGUUGAAGAAGUACAUUGAUGACCUUAAAGACCCAGGCCCAAGUGGCAAGCCCUACUCUGCUAGAUACAUUGGUAGUUUGGUUGGGGACUUUCAUCGAACACUUCUAUAUGGUGGCAUUUAUGGGUAUCCCAGAGACAAGAAGAGCAAGAAUGGAAAGCUAAGGCUCUUGUACGAGUGUGCACCUAUGAGCUUUAUAGUGGAACAAGCUGGUGGAAAAGGAUCAGACGGCCAUCAGAGAAUACUUGAUAUCCAACCAGUUGAGAUACAUCAGCGCGUUCCACUUUACAUUGGGAGCCAGGAGGAAGUGGAGAAAUUGGAGAAGUAUUUGGCUUAAUUGAACUGUAAAAGCAAAGACGAUAAUUUUGUUUGGAAUAUAAUUGGACCUUCCAUAGUUUUCGAAGAAAUAAAUUUCAUAGUUUAACAA
Messenger RNA from Manihot esculenta (cassava), 1431 nucleotides. RefSeq names its product fructose-1,6-bisphosphatase, chloroplastic. Gene Ontology annotation, biological process: gluconeogenesis; fructose 1,6-bisphosphate metabolic process; fructose metabolic process. The transcript is spliced from 4 exons. NCBI's taxonomy places the organism in Eukaryota, Viridiplantae, Streptophyta, Magnoliopsida, Malpighiales, Euphorbiaceae. Gene Ontology annotation, molecular function: fructose 1,6-bisphosphate 1-phosphatase activity. The coding region runs from base 103 to 1341 and encodes 412 amino acids. The record is from RefSeq and is a predicted model, not a curated record. Gene Ontology annotation, cellular component: cytosol; cytoplasm.